AUGACAGAGCCCAGGAUUCUAAAAUGGGAAUUUACCAAUGCCGCGGAUGACGAUUGGGGGCUUAAUGAAAGCCGAGGUUCUGCCUGCGAAUUUGUUGCCUGGCAGUUUUUGUGCCAUCUAAAUCAGCAUGAGACCAUUGAGUUUCUGCUGGAAGAGCUUCCCAUUCCACGGCGCAAUUCCACAAACCUCGUGGAAGCGGAGAUGGGCACCUCGAGCUUUGCAUCCACUCGAGGAGACCCGCAAUAUAGGGAGGGCGAAAGAACUCCUCUUUUAUUGGGCUCAUCUUUUUAUCCCCUCUUUGGCGGGAAAUACGAUCUUCAGUCUGCUCGUGACUACGGCGGCACACCAGCUUCGUACCAGGAAGCCCUGACCACGCAGAAGUUCUCUCAAUUCUUCGGAUUGAAUGCGCUGGAGAUUGCAGCUAUUGCUCAUGCGAAGCGCUUUCUGGGCCAGCGGGUGGUUCAGCGAGUGGUUGAUGAUAUCUGGAAUGGAGAAAUAGUCUUUUGGGACUCACUAACUGUUCAUUCCACGAAGAAACCACAAAUGUUCAACCCACGGGUGCCAGUCUACCGCAAAGUGUUUGAAGCGGCAUUCUUUGUUUCGUUUUUGUUCCUGUACUAUGCGGUCCUGGUGGAGAGAAAGCAAACCUCCAUUGGGAUGUUCGAGGCGAUGAUGGAUGUUUGGAUUCUCGCCUUUGCAUACGACGAACUGAGUGGCAUUUUUGAUGCCGGGGUGCUUUUCUACCAAAUGGAUUUCUGGAGCCUCUGGAACUGGGGCAUCAUCGGCGCAGGACUUGCCUUUGUCAUCACCAGUGAGUCAUGCAAUCGUUCAACCUGUCUUAUUAGUCUUGAAGAGUUCGGUGGGCUCUUUGAACUGACGGAGGCGUUGUAG
Penicillium alfredii is the source of this 891-nucleotide messenger RNA. RefSeq lists its product as uncharacterized. The record is from RefSeq and is a predicted model, not a curated record. The transcript is spliced from 2 exons. NCBI's taxonomy places the organism in Eukaryota, Fungi, Ascomycota, Eurotiomycetes, Eurotiales, Aspergillaceae. The coding region runs from base 1 to 891 and encodes 296 amino acids.